Poeciliopsis prolifica (blackstripe livebearer) is the source of this 3453-nucleotide messenger RNA. Its product is annotated as CTTNBP2 N-terminal-like protein. NCBI's taxonomy places the organism in Eukaryota, Metazoa, Chordata, Actinopteri, Cyprinodontiformes, Poeciliidae. The transcript is spliced from 5 exons. The record is from RefSeq and is a predicted model, not a curated record. Bases 36 to 1850 code for a protein of 604 amino acids.
GCAGGAGCGCCUGUGACAGUGGAGUGCAUUGAUUCAUGCUGUUGUGGAGUCUCGUUUCUGCUUUUGGGAAAACAAUUAAUGCGACCAGACAAGAGCGCAUGAAGGUGGAGAAGAUGAACGUGGAGGCUCUAAGCCGAGCAGAGCUGCUGACUCUCCUCAGUAUCCUGGAGGGAGAACUGGAGGCCCAGGAUGUAGUCAUACACACCCUCAGAGCUCAGCACCGAGAUGAGUUUGUCCAGGACCGCUAUGGGCAGUAUGACCUCAGCGAUCCAUUCCUGGCCCUUCAGCGGGACGAAGAAGCCGCAGAGCGCCAGUCCGCAAUCAGGCAACCCCAAGCACAUCUGCACGGCCGGGCGGUGGGCCCAAACCCUCUGGCUGUGUUGAAACUGGUCAUGACUCACUGUAAGAGGAUGCAGGAGAGGAUGAUGGGACAGUUGGCUGCUGCCGAGAGCAGACACAGGAGGAUGAUCACCGCUCUGGAGGAGGAGAAACAGCGGUAUGUCCAGGAAUCUGCUCGGCGUGCCGACUAUGUCUUUGUUCUCGAGACAGAAAGAGAUAAGCUGCUGCAACAGCUGGAGGUGGAGCAUGCAACGGUGCAGAGGUUGGAGAAGGAACAGGCACAAGUGGUGAGCAAGGUGGAGGAGUCGCUGUCCCAGGAGCAGCAGCUCUCCUCCAGUCUGACGCUGGAGCUCCAAAAGGCCAGCAGCCAAGCUCAGGAGGAGGCACAGAAGGUCUCUCAACUCCACAUGCUGCUGCAGGAAGAGACCCGCGCCCUCGAGAAGCUCCAGCAGGUUCUCGAGUACGAGAAGAACCGGGUGGCCCAGCUGGAGGUCAAGUCGGAGAGGCAAAUGGCUGAGUUUGAUACUGAAAGAGAGCAGCUGAAAGUCAGACUAGAGGCAGAGGAGGAAAAGGGCAGAGAGCUUGAAAAACAAGUGAAAGAACUUAGAAAAAGGUUGGCUGAGCCUCAGGAAAGUAAAACAGAGGUAAAAGAGGCUGCUACAGAGGUGAAGGAGUCACAGGGCAAGAUGGUGUCCAGUUCUGUUCAGACUGAGCUGGAUGGAAAGAUUACUUCAAAAUCCUCUACUGUGUCAAAGGUCAAUGGCCUUCAGUCUCCUAAAGAGAUAGAACAAUUAGCACAUGAAGUGAAAGGAGCAGAAAAUGGAGUGGAUAAUGGAGGUGGAACCCUUCUCCAUUCCCCAAUCCACCCUUUUCCUCAUCCUCACUCUCCCUCCAGCACGGCUUCCUCUUCCCUCUCCUCCUCCCCCGUUUCCUCUCCAGUUCUAGCAAAGCGUCUGGGCAGCCCGGGCUUCCUUCAGUCCUACCAGGCUGGAGUCAAUCAGAGAUUUCAGGCCGCCAGACACAAGUUCCAGAGUCAGGCCGAGCUCGAUCAUCAGCAGCAGCAGCACGGUGGGCCUCUUUCCCCCAGAGACCUCUCUCCAACCACUGCAUCCACCCCUCCUCCGCCAGAGCACAGCCCGGCGAAGCAGCUGGCCCGUAGCACAGUCACUCAGGUGCUGUCCCGCUUCACCAGCCAGCAGGCCGGAGUAAAGUCCGCGCCAAUUAGCAACUCACCAUUUGGCACAGACUACCGCAAUCUGGCCGCAUCUCCUACAGGGGGGAGGUCGCCUUCUUCAGGGCCAUUAUCUCCGUGCUUUCGCUCUCCUCUCACACCUCGUUCAGAGAAGACCCAUCCUCCUCCAAUUCCGCCUAAAAGGCCUGGCAUGAGUCCAACUCCGGGUUCCCCAAAUCACUCUGCUCGGACCAGCCUCUUCCCAGAGCUCACGGGGAACUGUGGGCACAGCAGCAAUGGGCAGGAGGGAGCCAAGGAGUCAGACCUGGUCUUAUCCUAGUGCCUAAAGUCCAGACCGAGCAAGCUAAUUGUUGAAGAAAUCUGCUACUUCAGUUUCUGAUGUUAAUUAAGUUUAAGACAUUUGAUAUUAGCAUUGAAAAUAUAAAUGCCUUGUAAAAAAUGUUCAUACCCUUUAAACAUUUUUCACAUUGUGCUUCAUUAUAGCUUCAACCAUCAAUGUGUUGUAGGUUGUAGCCAUAAUGCGAGAUAGGCUAGUGCAAAGUAGCAUUAGUGUACUAAUCCUCCGAGUAAAUAGUUUUCACAGACACCAUUUUCUGAACUGUCUGCUGUGUUCCUUGGUUUUGGUGAUGCUGUUUGUUCAGUAAUAUUCGAUAAAUAUUUGGGUCUAAUUUAUUACCCAGAGGAAUUCAGUUUACUAAUCAGCAGAAUUAAGACAAAUGGUCGCAUUAAUUUUAUUUAGGAGUAUUACAGUAAAAAGGGGUGAAUGCAUUAUAAAACCCACACAUUUUUAGUUUUAUUUUUUGUAAAAAAUAAAGUGUGAACUAUGUGGUGUUUUGUCUGCUAAACAAUAAUGCACUACUUUGCAUUGGUAUAUCACUUGAAAUCUCAAUACAGUACAUUGAGAUUUGUGGUUAUAAGGUGGAAAAUAUGAAAAAGUUUGAAGUAUGAAUGUAUUUUCAAGGUGGUGUAUACUGGAUGCAUGGUUUGUUGUAUUCCUACCUCAAAGGCACAACAUGAGAAACAAUUGGUAAAAAUUACUUAAAAGAGAUUGCAAAUUCCUUAAUUGGAUUUAGUUAUUUUUUUAUAUUGCUAUCAUUAUGUAGUUACCCUAAAUGUCAAAUUUCUGAAUUUUAACUAUGAGUUAGAGCAUCAACCGUCAGUAAAACCAAGCUUAAAUUCUGACAAAUAAAACAGAAUGGAGUUGUGCUGAGCUUGUGAUCUCUUUGUUUUCACUUAUGAAUUUACUCGCCAAACAACUUUGAGAAAUCCUCUUUAUUUUGGUUUUGCUUCUGCAUCGACUCUUCAGACGUUUGGCUAGCAGAGCAUAGCAAGCAUGUAGCUUUUGCAAUUUUACAAAGACAAAAAAGGUUUUUAAUGCUUUUAUUGUGAGUCCCUAUGCAAAUUUUAUGGAGAUGGACGACAUCUGUUUUUUGUUUUUUUUUAAUUGUAAAUAUGUCAAGAAACCUUUUCCUAUGAAUGAACAUUUGAUGCAUGGAUUGUUUGUUUUUACUUGUCAUGAAAACACUGAGACUUGUCUUGAAAAAGGGAGAGCACAUUUUGCACUGCAUCGACAUCGACACAUUUUUUAUGAACACGGCAUAUCCAGGGAACGUCGAAUUCUGCUCUACACAAGCUGAAAAUGUUGCUUCAUUAUGCCUCACAGUAAAUAUUUUAAUGUUCAUACUUUGAAACACAAUUGUGACAAUUUAUACUGCAUAUAUGUGUGUCAAUUAUAUAUAGCACUGUGUCUUUUAGAAGAACUACACACAAGAUUAUUUUAUUGGUCUACCACUUUAUUUUUUAACAUGUUUUUAUUUUAAAAACAGUGAUCAACGGGUUCUGUUCUUUUAUCAUUAGUAAAUGCUCAUAUCAUUAACACUCUGAAGUAUUCAGUGCUUCAAAUAAAUUGUCCAUUCCUUCAA